Messenger RNA from Zingiber officinale, 1218 nucleotides. RefSeq lists its product as uncharacterized. The coding region runs from base 181 to 975 and encodes 264 amino acids. Lineage: Eukaryota; Viridiplantae; Streptophyta; Magnoliopsida; Zingiberales; Zingiberaceae. The record is from RefSeq and is a predicted model, not a curated record. The transcript is spliced from 3 exons.
CUUUCCACCAUCUCUGCUGGUUGCAUAACCAACGAACAGUUGUUCCGCUACCUUGAGCUUCGCGAAUGGAUCGGCCGAUCGAACACUUGUUCCAUUCACUUCUCCCUCCCUCCCUCGACAAUGGAUCGGCCGAUCAUUCGCCAUGGUCGGAGUUGUGCUUCCGUUUGGAUUUGAUUGCCUAUGGACUGGUUCGCCCAAGCGAAGACGGUGCGGCUUCGCAGCCACCAGGAGAAGUACCUGGUGGCAGAGGACGACGGGGAGCACGUCACCCAGGAACGAGACGGCUCCGGCCCCUCCGCCCUGUGGGCGGUCGAGCGCGUCGACGACGCUCCCCAUGCUAUCCGUCUUCGCAGCUACUUGUACGGGCGCUACCUCACCUCCACCGACGAGUCCUUCCUCCUUGGCGUCACUGGCAAGAAGGUCCGCCUCACUCUUCCUCCCCGCCUCGAUUCCUCUCUCGAGUGGGAGCCCCUCCACGAGGGCGCCCAUGUCAAGCUCAAGAGCCGCUACGGCAACUACCUCCGCGGCAAUGGCGGGCCCCCGCCCUGGCGCAAUUCUAUCACUCACGACGUCCCCCAUCGGCACCAGGACUGGAUUCUGUGGGACCUCGAGAUUGCUGAGCUCCUUGAGAAGAAGCCGGCGUCCCCUGCAUUGUCAGAGGUCGAGUCAUUUUCUUCUUCUGCCACACUGCACAAGGUUGAAGACCGAAGCAUCUAUUAUGCUGUUGCAGACAACAAGGGGAAUGUGGAUGACAUUGUUGAAUGGCCGUCCGUCACUUUCAAUGGGACAAGUGUACCAGAGCUGACUGAGAAAUUGAAAGAGGAAACUCACCUUGAUGAUAUAAUUGUUUGCACCAGGAAUCCACUGAACGGUCAACUAAUUCCUCUUCUUCUGCACCUGCCACCAAACAAUACUACGAUUCAUCUUGUGGUCGUUGAAGCCAAUUCAAAAGUGGCAAAAGAUUUCAGCAUGUAAAAGGAAGGAUUUCAAUAUUGCUGACAAUGAGAACCCAUUCACUGUAUCUGUCUGGUUGAGCUGCUGUGCAUCUUUUGGUCCAUCUAUGCCCCUGUUCUGUUCAAUUAUUGAGGAUUGCAAAGAUGCUGGAGGAUUUCAUUCUAUUGUUCAUUAUUUGCUUGACAAUCAAGAUAUCUAUACCGACCGACCUGUUAUGCAUCUGGAUGUGUUUCAUUUUCGCUAAGAUCAUGUGUAUCAUUAAAA